Molecule: messenger RNA, 2133 nt
Organism: Recurvomyces mirabilis
Lineage: Eukaryota; Fungi; Ascomycota; Dothideomycetes; Mycosphaerellales; Teratosphaeriaceae
Exons: 1
Coding region: 1-2133 (710 amino acids)
Biological process (GO): proteolysis; protein desumoylation
Cellular component (GO): nucleus
Molecular function (GO): deSUMOylase activity
Source: RefSeq, a predicted model, not a curated record
AUGGACUAUUCUGACAUGGACAUCGACGGCGACGCGUAUAAGGCAUAUGUCGCAGGCGCUAAUGCACCUCUGCCGAAGCCACAGCCGGGGCCACGCUCGCGCAUGGCCACACCCGUGAUCAAGCCGGUUGUCUUGCCCGGCGGCCGGAUCUUGGAUCCCCGCGUGUUGGCGCUUCUCAAGCCAAAUGUCAUUUCACCUUCCCGCCCAAUGUCAUUGCGCCUCACUGUACGGAAGGUCUACUCACCACUAUUCCGCCCAUCACAUGUGGUCGAGAAAGAAGAAUCCCCCAAGAUGCCCAGCUCCCUUCGCAAGCGCUCAUAUGCCGAAUAUGACGAUGAGGACAACACCCCCGCCUCAAUGCCAGAAGAGAUUAGCAUUGACAACGCUCGCAGCAUUCCUGGCAUGGCCUUUGACAUCUACACGCGCGCCCACAACAUCUUCACAGCCAUGUAUAAAUGGUUCACCAUCUUCCGCGGCGACCCUCAGUCGUACAGCAUCACGGUCGAUGCCGUCGAGACAUCACCGGGCAGUAGUAAGCGACGCGCCGUACAGGCCGGAGCCGGUGUUAACAUCACCGAGUUCAUCAACACGCACGAGGUUCCUGGUAAUUACCCAGCACUCUCAUCCGCCAAACCAAGCAUGAUCAUCACCCCACCAUCAUCGCGCCCUACCAGCUCUGAUGGAAAGGAGCCUGCUUGCGAGCAGAAGCCGUCGCAACAGAAGCAGACGAGUACACCACCACCCCAAGAGCAACAGCAGCCUCAGGCUAGCACGUCACCGACACAAGUGUCCACCGGCCCAGCUCAGGCCACGAAGAAUGAUGCCGAGCCGGCUCCAUUCCGCGAGAAAAAGCCACUGCUCGCGCGCAUGUUCCCAGAUGAUCCGUACUAUGCGGACGAUGGUCAGCAGCGAGCCCGAAGGCUCACCAAGCUCAUCAAAGAGCGCAAGCAGGCUGAGGCCGAGCGUGCUGCUCAAGAGGCCAAAGAGAGCCCAGCGCCAUACGUGACUUCAAGGCAGCGCAACCUGAUGAAGAAGCAGAAGGCGGCGGAGAGGAAGGAUGGAGACAUUGACCGUCUUAUUGGGAAGGCCAAGGAUGUUGCCAUCACAUCGCCAGAUGCGGGUAGCUUUCUGGAGAUGAGGAGGAUUGCACGCGCGAAGAGGGAUGCCGAGCUGAAGGAGAAGGCUGCUCGUGAGGAGGCAGAGCGGAAGCAGAAGGCUGCUCGUGAGAAGGCAGAGCAGAAGGAGAAGGCUGCUCGUGAAGAGGCAGAGCUGGAAGCCGAGUGGGCACUUAAGAUGGUCGAACUCGAGCAAAACGCCGCCCACACUGUAGCUGCAAUGAACGAGAAAUGGGACCAGCACCAAGCUGAGGAGAAAGCCAAGGCCGCCAUCAUCAAGCCGCUGACUGAGGAAUGGGCUGCUUGCCUGGAGACCGAGAUGAAGUUCAAGAGCAUGGAGCACGUGAUCACCCAGAGCCCAGACGGCGCCGACCUCACGCGUAAGGACUUCGGCACCUUGCUGGCGGAGGUCAAGUCGGACAGCACCGACGCUUGGCUAAAUGACGAGAUCGUCAACGCGUGGCUUUCCCUGAUAGUAACACGGAAGCACGAGAAGACCGGCUACGUCAAGAGCGCCAAGGCCGUGCCCAACUUCGUCGCCUACAACAGCGCCUGGCUUACAACUGUCAAGGCCAAAGGCAUGGAGGGUAUCGCCGGCUGGUCGCGCCGCAAGGGCAUCAAGGGAGAGAAGCUGCUGAAGGCAGAGAAGAUCUUCUUCCCGAUCAACACCGGAGCGCAUUGGAUGAUGCUCGUCAUCUCGCCCCAGGACAAGAAGCUUGAUUUCUUGGACAGCUUGGACACGGGACUAUCAUCCAAUCGCACCACUUUCAUGCACAAAGCUCGAGCAUGGUUAGCCAUGGAGCUAGGCAAGGCCUACAAGGCCGAGGAAUGGAAGGAGACAGGAGCCGUCUCGUCUCAGCAAACGAAUGGGAACGAUUGUGGUGCUUUUGCUUGCUUCAAUGCGCUGGCGUCCGCUUCGGGGAAGGAGUAUAGUGAGGUUUUGGCCAAGGAUAUGCAGAAUGGUCGUCGGGUUAUGGGGGCGGCUUUGAUUGGGUUUAAGGGCGCUUUUGACGUUUGA